CUCCACUGCUCUCUCUUUCUCCCAUCACAGAAACAGUAUAACUAUGCAAACCGACAUAGAGCAACCAAAUGAAGUGUUGGGAAGAGGCCAGAGAAAGUGUAAACCCAGCUGCAAGAUGGACAGUCUAGUCUCUCUAGAGGCAGUUGCAUUCUUUGCAUAGCAUCCACAGUGUUGACAAGAAGUGAGGAAAAGGAAGAGGAAGAGGGGAGGAGGGGGAGGAGGACUUCAACUUCUGCGAGACAUAGAAGCAACGGGAUAUUUCUCUCUCCGGAGCAACCAACUCUGGAUUAUGUUUCCUGAGAGCUGGAGAGCACAGAGGAUCUGACCAGACUGUGCAUUCCACUGGUUUUACCACGUCGGAUCGUUAGCCUACUGAUGGCAUCAUGAGACACUCAAGAAGAGUCCUCAUAGCAGAGCAAUCCAAAAUGUCUGUAGACUCUUUUUAAGGUAGGAGAAGAGCUCUGUCCCAGAAUGUUGGACUGACGGCGGAAGAAUGGCAUCAGCUGUAUUCGAAGGAACUUCUCUGGUCAACAUGUUUGUAAAGGAUUGCUGGGUUAACGGUAUCCGGAGGCUUAUCAUAAGUCAAAGAGGAGAAGAGGAGGAAUUCUUCGAGAUCAGAACCGAAUGGUCGGACAGAAACAUUUUAUACUUGCACAGGAGUUAUUCGGAUUUUGGGAGGUUAUUUAAAAGAUUGGUCGAAUCAUUUCCUGAGGACAGAAGAGAUCUCUCCAAGUCUCCACUAAUAGAAGGGUUGCUGAAGAUUAAAGAGGCGAACGACAUCGAGGUGAAACUCAAUGAGGUGGAGAGGCUGUUGAAGAAUGCCAUCAACCUGCCCUGGAAGUAUGCCAGGUCAGAGGUCAUGUUGACAUUCUUUGAGAGGUCACCGCUGGACCAGGUCCUGAGGAAUGACAACGUUCACAGGAUCCAGCCAUGCUUUCAGAGCCCCAUCAAGAUAUCAGAGAUCAUGCGGUCUAAUGGCUUCUGCCUGGCCAACACGGAGACCAUCGUGUUUGAUGACAGUCUCCCUCAGGACAAAGAGAGACCCUCCUCUACCGACUCUGCAGAACAACAGUAUGAGGACAGCACAGACUUCCUCCCCCUGGAGCCAGACAUUGAUGCAGACGAAGACACAGAGGCCUAUGUCACCAACCUCUCCUACUACCAUCUGGUGCCCUUUGAGACAGACAUCCUGGAGUGAGGCCUCCCUGCAGGAGCCCGGGUGGUCUGGGGAGGGGUGCUGGCUCCUGGCUGCGUGGAGGUCAGACAGGAGCUCAUACUACCACCGUAUGUCACCCAGCUUGGAGAACGCCCGUCCAGGUGCAUGAGGACCUUGCUCACUGCUUAACGGCAGUUAUGUACUCUGCCCUCUGCAGUUUGCACGAUGCAUGUAUUCAACAUGGCUGCUUGGUCUGAGGUCAGGCAGCAGGCCUGGUGAAACUCUGCAGCUGUGAGACCAGAUUUGGUGGAAUUACUGGAGACUGUUAAAGGGAUAUUAUGUAGGUUUGUAAGUUUUGGUCAAAUGUUCUAAAUGUGAACUGAUGUGAUGACACCAGAGUGCCUCGUCACGACAGUAGAUGAAUGAGACGGUUUGUUUACUUCUCUGUCAAAUGCUGGGUUGUGUCCUUUCCCCUAUCACCUGGAUAAAGUGUUUUUGAAAAGCAAAGGUCACAAGAUCAUGAGAUGCAUAUUUUCUACAGGAUGAGAACUUUAGUCUACCCUUAUUUUCAUUUAAUGGGAAAUUCAGACCUUCUUUUUUUUUGAUUGGAUGAAACUUAAUACUCCCUAAAUGUAAUUGGAUGGAAAAUUUAUUUUAUAUCUCUAAUGGCAAUUCGGUUUUGAUGCUUGGUCAGGACAACGGAUCAGUCUAUGGAUACAUUUUAUAUUCAAAAAGUACGAUUUACAAAAAUGUGUAACUGGUUGAAUCAUGUCAGCGUUGGACAUCUCUGAGGACCUCUACAGGAAGGUUGAGUAACGGAGGUCAAGCCUGGCCCUCUUUGACCCCUGGUGAUGUAACAGCUCAUGUGAGCUGACCAGGCCACUCCAGACAGCUGACUACAGUGUGGGAGUCGUCAGCCCUGCCUCUCCGCAGUAGCAAACAAGUACUCUCUUUAUCGCAAGAAAACAAAUGGAGCAAGCAGGAUGAACACAGGGAAAUUGUUAAAACCUGAAAGUAACAUUGAAGUGUUUUGUCUUGGUGCAGUAACAUGGAAACAUUCAGUCAUGCAACUUCAGCUAAGAACAGCCCCCAGGCCUUAUCUAUGUCAUCAUCAGUAAUCCAUCUUUUGAAUCAGUGGGAUAUGGCAACUCUCUCUCUCUCUCCCCUCUCUCUCUCUCUCUCUCUCUCUCUCUCUCUCUCUCUCUCUCUCUCUCUCUCUCACACUCUCUCUCUGU
This is a messenger RNA of Hypomesus transpacificus, 2391 nucleotides long. RefSeq names its product PX domain containing 1b (gene pxdc1b). The record is from RefSeq and is a predicted model, not a curated record. Gene Ontology annotation, molecular function: phosphatidylinositol binding. Lineage: Eukaryota; Metazoa; Chordata; Actinopteri; Osmeriformes; Osmeridae. The transcript has 6 exons. Bases 494 to 1198 code for a protein of 234 amino acids.